UUUUUCUCAGUAUUGUUGUGCGUGUGGGUGUUGCUGUAGUCUCCUGCCAGCGGCAAAACUAUGUCGGGCCGUGGAAAACAGGGCGGGAAGGUGAGAGCUAAAGCCAAGUCGCGCUCGUCGCGGGCCGGGCUGCAGUUCCCCGUGGGCCGCGUGCACCGGCUGCUGCGGAAAGGUAACUACGCGGAGCGGGUGGGGGCUGGAGCGCCUGUCUAUAUGGCGGCCGUGCUGGAGUACCUGACGGCCGAGAUCCUGGAGCUGGCGGGCAACGCGGCCCGCGACAACAAGAAGACGCGCAUCAUCCCGCGCCACCUGCAGCUGGCCAUCCGCAACGACGAGGAGCUCAACAAGCUGCUGGGCAAGGUCACCAUCGCGCAGGGUGGGGUGCUGCCCAACAUCCAGGCCGUGCUGCUGCCUAAGAAGACCGAGAGUCACAAGGCUAAAAGCAAAUAAUCUUAGCUAACAAAGCUGGUUAGAUUUUUCAAAACAUAAUCCAAAGGCUCUUUUCAGAGCCACCCACUUUCUCAGAAAAGAGUUGAGUUGCGUUUUUAAGGAAGUGCCUUUGUGUCAAGUGUUGCUUUUAUGCUGCCUUUGUCUUCAGUGUGUUGAGUAAAAUUUCUGGUUUCUGUAUGUGUUUUCAGCCAUUUCCUUUAUAACUUUUCCUUUUUAUUGUAGAAAAACUAAUUACUUUGUAAGAUUUUGGUGGUUGUAGUGGAACAGUAGAAUAUUAGUUUCUUAAUGUUUUAUCUGCUUAAUAUUGGUUUUUGUUAUACUGUGUAUCAUGGCUUUAUGGUAUGAAAUAAAGGAUGUUAGUGGGAGAUGAGGAAAAUAAGUGUAUGAAGUAAGAAAAUAAACUAAUGAAUGCCCCAAAGCUGCAUAUCCUUAUCUUAAAAUGAAGGAAAACUUGUGGCAUUGGCCUUGAUCUUAAUAUUAUAAAGUUGUUCUGUAGCUGUACUUAUUUUGAGAAUGGGAAAUGCUGUAGUGAGGAUAAUUUAAUUUGAUCUGGAUCCUAAACUACACCAACUUGCCCAGUAGGGCACCAACUAUAGCAUCUUUCCUUUCAGAAAAACUGCAGCACUUACAGGUUUCUAUUCAAAACAGAAUUUUCAGACAUACUGGUCUUCUAAAUGGUCUCCUGUUAACGUCAGUUAACUGCAGGCAAUAUCAUAUGAAUUUGUGGACACAAGUAUCAUUCAAGAGCACUGUGCUAAAGCACCUCUGAUUUGCUGGUGUGAGUUAUUCAGAAGGCUGUCUGACUCCUCCUGCUGGGGUGUUCCCUGGAGCUCGACGUGACUGCAGCAAGGCAACAGCUCCCACCUGCACAGCACUUCUGCCCUGUGGAUCCCCCGAGGAGGAGGAGGACUGCUUUGGAAGAAGAAAACAGCACCUAUAGCCCAGCCCUGCUGUAACGGAGGAGCUCUCUAGGUAGGGUUCUUCCAUAGCUGAAGUGGAACAUUGAGGAUUGUUGGUGCGGGUGUAAUGGAAGAGCUGCCCGGUGCAGCAGACUGAUCCCAUCUGGUGACCUCACCUGUGCCUCAUUGUUCUGUUUGCAAGUGGAUAAAUGUAAAGUUGUUACAAUUUCA
This is a messenger RNA of Numida meleagris (helmeted guineafowl), 1580 nucleotides long. Its product is annotated as histone H2A.J-like. Lineage: Eukaryota; Metazoa; Chordata; Aves; Galliformes; Numididae. Bases 61 to 450 code for a protein of 129 amino acids. The record is from RefSeq and is a predicted model, not a curated record. The transcript has a single exon. Gene Ontology annotation, cellular component: nucleosome. Gene Ontology annotation, molecular function: structural constituent of chromatin; DNA binding; protein heterodimerization activity.